AUGAGGCUUUCUGCUCCCUCCUUGGAGGCCCUAAUAUCCACUUCACUGGUUGUAGGGCUUGGUAACUGUGGAGACGUCCUCACAGAUCCAUUAGGCAGAUUCGUCAACUAUAUUGGGCCUGAAACUACCUACGUCUGGACCAUUCAGUUGAAGCCACUUCAGAAGGUCCUUCUGGCAUUUCCUGUCCUCAAAUGGACCAAAUCCAUUGGGAAAAUUUGUCAAGGCAACUCUCUGGUUUACCCAUCUUCAUCCAACAUUAUGACCGUCAAGUAUUCCAGAGAUCCCAGCGACAAGCCCACAUUCUUUGAGGCAUUUUACCAUGGCCACUCUACAGCAAACAUCAGAAAACUAUCCCAGUGUGUGCAGUUCCAGGACCUUUAA
Messenger RNA from Chrysochloris asiatica (Cape golden mole), 381 nucleotides. Its product is annotated as carbohydrate-binding protein AWN-like. Bases 1 to 381 code for a protein of 126 amino acids. The transcript is spliced from 4 exons. Lineage: Eukaryota; Metazoa; Chordata; Mammalia; Afrosoricida; Chrysochloridae. The record is from RefSeq and is a predicted model, not a curated record.